Fusarium coffeatum is the source of this 4512-nucleotide messenger RNA. RefSeq lists its product as uncharacterized. Lineage: Eukaryota; Fungi; Ascomycota; Sordariomycetes; Hypocreales; Nectriaceae. Gene Ontology annotation, molecular function: DNA-binding transcription factor activity, RNA polymerase II-specific; zinc ion binding. Bases 1 to 4512 code for a protein of 1503 amino acids. The record is from RefSeq and is a predicted model, not a curated record. Gene Ontology annotation, biological process: regulation of DNA-templated transcription. The transcript has 8 exons.
AUGACUUCGCCAGUUGACGAAUGGCUUCAGCAAUGGACAUAUAAUGCCGAUUCCGACAAUGAUAGCACCUCGGCCUUCCAGAGUCUCGAGUUCUUGUGCAUGCGAUGCCGCGACCUAAACCUUUCAAUGGAGAAAUUCAUCGUCAACGAAACCUUGCAAGCCUCGGGAAGUUCAGUUGUGACUAGCUUCGACCCUGUUGGUUUUGGCUCACUGGAAUUUGCUUGUCUCGAUGAGAUAUACGCUAACCGUAUACCCUGUCCACUAUGUUGCCUCAUUUACAACGGCAGCCGUUCUGAUGAUGGGUCUGGCGUUGGUCACGAUGGGUUGAACAUAAAAGGAGAACGUGUUUUGUGUAGUAUGGAGUGGCACCUUGAUUCGAGGUCCCCGACUUCGGGAGCUUCAACUCGGAGACUUCGAGUGUUUAACAAAGCGGAUGAGUUUCCAGAGUUCUACAUCAUUCCUCUUCUAGCGAAUUGGUCCGGCCGGCCAUCGAACAUGGCCAGAAACAAGUUCAUCACCUCAUUCGACUUCGAACUCGUAUCAACGUGGUACAAGAGCUGCGUAUCCUGUCACUCAGCGUGUGGGAACAAGAAAGAGCACAAAGGCACUGGUUUCAUACCGAAUCGACUUAUAGAUGUGCACUCUUUUCGUCUUUGCGAAUUUGACGACGUGAUACGCCCUCGCAAGAUGGAUUACGCUGCUUUAAGCUACUGCUGGGGCCGCCAGGCCCCGCUCGUGACAAGAAAGGACAACAUAGACGAGCAUAAGCAAGGUAUCCAGUCCGACCGGUUACAAAAGACACUACUAGAUGCCGCCACGGUCGCAAGAGAACUCGGCAUCGGUUAUAUCUGGAUCGACGCACUUUGCAUCAUACAGGAUUCACCUGGAGACUGGGAAAGGGAGGCGAAGCAGAUGGAUCGUAUAUAUACGGAGGCUGCGCUAACGAUCUGUGCCACCGCCGCUGACCCUUCUCACGGUAUCCCUGGCAUCCAAGGCAAGCGCAGACUCUUUCCCCGGGAACUUGACAUAUACGGGGGCCUGAAGUUGACUACGUUGCCUCCAGUGGCUAAGAUCAUUAGUUCAACUCCCUGGGACUCGCGAGCUUGGACAUUUCAAGAGCGUCUGCUAUCUAGGCGAUGUCUUAUAUCUACUCCAGAGGGACUAAUCUGGCAGUGCAAGUCUACCACGUGGAGGGAGGAUAUGGACGUUUCUUUGGACAAAGAUCUAUGGACUUUGGAUGUGGUGGGUUCGCCUUUACAAGCAAUUCAAGGCAACCCACUACGCAGCUAUACAUCGAGCGCAGAGAUAUACUCUGGAAGAUAUCUGACUUUCAGAAAAGACAAGGUCAUGGCUUUUGAAGGAAUUAGCGGAGCUCUUGAAAGACGUCUUGACUCGGCCUUCCAAUAUGGCAUGCCCCUUCGGUAUCUCGACUGGGUGCUGCUAUGGGUGGAAAGGGAUAAGUUGAAGGAUAAUAAUCGCUUUUUAUAUGGUGGUGAUGUUGAGCGAACAGAGUUUCCCAGUUGGUCAUGGUGUGGCAGGAACAGGCCCAUCUAUUGGCCGAGAUCGUUUCUCGAAGGAACACUAUUCAAUCUUAGCGACUGGUUUGCUAAUAGGACUUGGAUUAUUUGGUACAUCGGCGGAUCCAAUUGCUGGAAGCUUGUCUGGUAUGGAAAUGAGGAGUUCAAGAGCAGUUUAAAUCGUUGGGACGGAUACAUGUCGAGCCAAUCUGACUGCUAUGGCCGAUCCCAAACCGCUGCGGGCUGUCGUUUCAAAGCACAAGUCCAUCGAGACGAUGCUGCGGAUCUAGACGAUCACCCGUUCCAUCCUGACUUCAAAGGCCGUCUACUCUUCCAGUCAUUCACAGGCCACUUUGCCCUAUCCCGCAAAACCAUGUCGAAACCCACUUCCCAGGAAUCCCGAUUGCAUCAAUUCGGCCUCGCAGAUAGCCACGGCGAUUGGUGCGGAACUGUCACCCUUAACAAAGACUGGUAUAAUCGCAUUGGUGGCAUUUUCGAAUUCGUUGCUAUUUCUGAAGCUAAAGAUUUCAGUAUGGAUGAGCUUGAUACGUGGACUUAUUAUGUUUCUGAGGAAAGGCACCAGGCGGAGUGGUAUUGCUUCUAUGCGUUGAUGUUGGAGUGGAAGGAGACGGAACAUGGCAAGCACCUCAAAUGCGACCAGAAUGCAGACAAAUGCAAUCGAUGCCAAACAAAAGGGCUGGAAUGUGUGCGUACUUCGGCUCGUGCUUUCAGACAUGGCUCGUCAGCCAAGUACGAUGCCCAAUUCUCUGGUGCACAGAGUUGGGUGAAUAGUAAUGCAAAAGAGUUUCGUGUUCAGACAGGACCUAGGAGAUCAACCCAAAGAAUUGCUGUUGAAGACCACACAGACACAGGGUCAUCUUCGGGAUCACCGGGGAUAGCACGGCCUACAGAUAAUUAUCCUUCCAGCACACCUCAAAAUCAGAGCUUCGACCCGGCGUUCGACAAUUCCCCCUAUACACCACCAACAUUUUUGCCAUCCAAUACCGACUUCCCAGGUUCAUUCCCCAUUCAGCCUUUUGGAAGUUCUCAGCGAGGUCCUUCAUGGGGUGGUCUACUACACACCCUCGAACCACCACAAGGUAGAGACGUACCUCUAGAAGGCGUUCAAGAAGCAUGUCUGCUCCGCUACUUCAUUGAAGAUCUAUCACCAUGGUUCGAUCUAGUCGACCCCCAAAGACGCUAUCAACUCGUUGUCCCCGAGCGAGCCCGUCGUUAUCCGCCCCUCCUAAACGCCAUCCUCGCCAUGUCCGCUCGUCAUCUGUCGCGUCUUCAAAAGUACAAAACUCCCCAUGGAAUAGUUUACCGCGGCCAACCGCUCCCCAAUCUGACUCCAGGUACAGCGGUAGAAUACAUGUUGAAAUGCAUCCAAGUCCUAAAAGACUUUCACACAACUCAAGAUGGGGAAAUUCGAGAACUCAUUGUUACGACGGCUGUUAUACUGCGACACUUUGAGGAGUUGGAUGAUCAGGAAAGUGAGUCAGGCACGGAAGUGGAUGAGGGUGUAAACUUUCUUGCCAUUCUCAAUGCUGUCUUGAGGAGUUUGACAGCAGAUGAUCUGAGCCAUCGGAGGGAGCUGCUCAAUGCGUCUUACUGGAUUGCGCUUAGACAGGAAGUUUAUUAUGCACUCUUAAAAGGCUUCGCCCCGCAGAUUGUUGAGCCGCCGGCGGAAUGGGUUGAUAUAUCGCCUGCGAACAAGCUUGUUUCGCAUACGAAUCAGGUCGCGAAGUGGUUAUUCAGUGAUAAUUCUGAAAGUGGAUGGCAAAAGCUCAAAGAGCAGGAAGAGUAUCUUGAUGAGUACGUCACCGGCCGUUUCGCGCCCAUAUUAUAUCGCCCACCGGAUAAAGUCUCCGGCGAGGUCUUCCCAACGAUGUGGUUUGCGUCACCUAUUGCUCUUACGGGCAUGCAGCACAUGAUGAUAGCAAAGAUGAUUCUACUCGCCGAAUCACCACUUCUCUUACGAGCUGAAGAUGUCCGCGCAGCAUAUCGCAAAGCAGAAGGAGAUGUGCGGAACUUGGUCCUCGAACCACUCUCUCCUGCCAUGGCGGCUUUGUUAGAUGGCCUUAUCAGUAGUCGAGAAACGUCCAUCAGUUUCGAUUUUGCAACGCCACCAGGACCACCGCUGUCUAUCCAGCCUGAAGGGGCUAUAUCUAGCAGCAGUAGAUUCCAGGCGCGUACGGAAUAUGUAGGGCGACGUAUCGCUGCGCAGGCCGUUGCAUUAGCUCAGACCGGCCAGACCACUUUCAUUCACCACUCACAAGUCGAGUCUUCACCUGUUCUACAAGACGCUCUCGCAGGAAGUUCUUUGCAUGCUAUGCGAAAUCCAGCCAAUGCGACAAUUGUCAAGAAUGAAAUCUCGAGACGGGCAGCACUUCUAAUACAAGCUGUCGAAACACUGAUUGCCCAUUGCCCAACUGCUGGACUUGAUCUUCUCCCACCCGUUCAGGCAUUACUCAUAUAUCAGUCCAUACGCCUUUUCUCGACUAUAGACAUCACUCAACAAGCGCAGGCAGAACGUGAUGCGACAUAUCUAGCAUCAUGGGCCGCAAAGCUGAGGGAAGAGUUACAACCAUUUACUACCCCGAGAGAUUGGACAGACUGGGUACGACAAGAAAGUCUUCGAAGGACAGUUUUAUUCGUCGAAGUAAUCACGGGGGUGUACAGAUUUCUGAAACUCGGAUGGGACACAGGCGAACGGGAAAUAGACAAUCUUUGUUUGACAGUCCAAGCUGCACUGUGGGAAGCCAGGUCAGAAGUUGAAUGGGAAAUGGCAUGGACAAAAUACCCACGUCUUGAGGCUACUAUGUCGACCUUUAGACGCGAUACAAAAGAGGCGAAACCCGAGGAUUUUGAUGAAUUGGGAAUCAUGUUUCGUGCGACGUUUAUGGGCUUGGAAGCACUGGAACGGUGGCUUGGUGGCGAUAGAGAUCUAUUGAGGAAGUGGGGACUGAGAGGGCAGAUUCUCCCUCAAUAUUGA